AUGUCAUCCAGUAAAGUUUUCAUUAUUAAUGCAUUAGAAAAUAUUGGCUCGAGCAAAGAAGGAAAAAGGAAUAAAAAGUUAAAAGAGAGUAUUAAUAAGGCUUUGGACACAAUAUGUGAUUGUUUCGUUGGUGAAAAUACAGAUGAUAAAGUUCAAUUGCAAAUAAUCAAGGCUUUACUUGCUGCCGUCUCCUCAAUAGACAUCCCAGUUCAUCAUUCAUCACUUCUUAAAUCAAUUCGUACAUCUUACAAUAUUUUUCUGCUUUCAAAAAAUCCUACUAAUCAAACGGUAGCACAAGGUACUUUAACCCAAAUGGUUAAUCAAGUUUUUGAUGAAAUACAAAAGGUCAUUACAAGCACUACCGAAAUAAUAUCAACAACAUCAUCGUUGUCAACACCAACUGCAGUAGAAUUUGAGAAUGUAGUAGGAGAUACUGAAUCAGAGAUUGGCCAAUGGAAAAAUGCUCACAAUUCUGUCGAUGAUCUUGUUAGGGUAGUCCAAGAAGAAAUAACCGAUGAUCCUUCUUCAAACAUCACUGAUACCUCCGCUACUGCCAUUAUUAAUAUCAAUGAUAAUGAUAAUGAUGCUACUGAUAUCUUAGAAAAGAAUUUAACAUCAAAAUCUUCACAAGAAGAAUCCCGAAUUUCUCAAGUUGCUUAUUAUAAUAACGAUAAUGAUGACAACAAUAUUGAUACCAAUAAUAACAACAACGAUAACCACAAUGUUAAUAGUAACAGCAACAGUAAUAACAAUAUUCAAGAGGAUUUGUUCGUUAAAGAUGCAUUUUUAGUAUUCCGUGCACUUUGCAAAUUAUCAAUGAAACCAGUUCCGCCAGAAUCAUCAGUAGAUCUAAAGUCACAUUCUAUGAGAUCAAAGCUAUUGUCAUUGCACUUAAUUCUAACAAUACUAAGUUCGCACAUACAAAUCUUUACUUCAUCAAAUGUUCAUAUUAUUUCUACAUCUACACAUGAAAGUACUAUAUUCAUUCAAGCUGUUAAACAAUAUUUAUGUCUAAGUCUCAGUAGAAAUGCUGUUAGUUCUGUACCUCAGGUUUUUGAAAUAAGCCUUGAAAUAUUUUGGAAAUGUAUAAACCGAGAUGUCAAUUCAUCAACACCAGAUUCUGUUUCAACAUCUAAUAACAUUUUCAAUAUUCCUCCUUCACUUACCACAAAUUCAAUUUCAAACACGACAUCUUCAUCGCCAAACAAUUCAAAUAAACCGGCAGAACUCGCAUUAAAAAAUCAAGGUCUAGAAUGUCUUGUAUCAGUUUUACGAUCACUAGUUGCCUGGUGUAGCAACAAAUCAACUAAUGAUAGUGCCGAUGAUGAAGAAAUACCAAGACAAAGCGAAGACACCAUUCAAGAACCACCAUCAACUCCAACCUCGCUAACUUUCAACAAUAAAUCGUCUCCAACUUCUUCAAUGAUGUCUGUAUCCAAUUCAUCAAAUACUUUUUCAGGUGAUAGCAAGAUAAACUCAUCAAAAGCCAUGGAUGAUCCAGAACAAUUUGAAAAUUUAAAACAUCGUAAGCAAGUACUUCAAGAUGGUAUUAAAAAAUUUAAUUAUAAACCAAAAAGGGAAAAUAUUGCAAUAAUGCACGCAUUUGUCGAUUUAAUGAAUUUUAAAAAAAUGAAAUUUGUUGAUGCUCUUCGACAAUUCUUACAAUCGUUUAGAUUACCAGGCGAAGCUCAAAAAAUUGAUCGAUUUAUGUUAAAAUUUGCAGAACGAUAUGUUGAUGGCAAUCCUGAACAAUUUGCAAACGCAGAUACAGCAUAUGUUCUUGCAUAUUCUGUUAUUAUGUUAAAUACUGAUCUUCAUAAUCCUCAAAUAAAGCGUCGUAUGACUAAAAUUGAAUUUAUUAAAAAUAAUCGUGGAAUCGAUGAUAAUUCAGAUUUGCCUGAUGAAUUUCUUAAUUCAAUAUAUGAUGAAAUUUCAAAUAAUGAAAUAAAAAUGAAAGACGAGCAAGAUGCCGCAUUAAUGCAACAAACUUCACCGACGCCUUCUAGUGGCAUUGGAAUCGCAAGUAUAGGCAACGCAAUUGUAAAUGUUGGUAGAGACUAUAAAAAAGAAGCGUACAAUGCUGCAUCACAAGAAAUGGCAAAUAAAACUGAGCAAUUAUUUAAAUCUAUGCUUCGUGCUCAAAGACGCGGAAUUUACACAGCUAAUACCACAUUUUACAGCGCGUCACAUUUUGAACAUGUGAAACCAAUGUUUGAGGUUGCGUGGAUGCCGGUUCUUGCAGGUUUAUCAGGCCCACUUCAAAACACAGAGGAUGUGGAAAUAUCGAAUCUUGCGUUGGAAGGAUUUAAACUUGCAAUUCGUAUAGUUUGUCUUUUUGAUAUGGAACUUGAAAGAAAUGCAUUCGUAACUACUUUAGCAAAAUUUACUUUUUUGAACAAUUUGGGUGAAAUGAAAUCAAAGAAUGUUGAUGCAAUAAAAACUUUACUUGAGGUAUCAUUAGCUGAAGGAAAUUAUUUGAAAGGCUCUUGGAGAGAUGUGUUGACAUGUGUUAGUCAAUUAGAAAGAUUUCAAUUGAUCAGUACUGGCGUGGAUCAAACUACUGUUCCUGAUUUGUUUAAUGCUAGGAAGCAACCACGAGUUUCUUUAGAAAGUACUCUUAAUCGUUCUAACUCAUCAAAAAAAUCAUUAUCCAUAAGGAAUUCUACACAGGUUAAUUCCAUGAGAUUUUAG
This is a messenger RNA of Entrophospora candida, 2691 nucleotides long. NCBI's taxonomy places the organism in Eukaryota, Fungi, Glomeromycota, Glomeromycetes, Entrophosporales, Entrophosporaceae. The record is from the annotation of a GenBank genome assembly.